UCUCUCUCUCUCUCUCUCUCUCUCCCUCUCUCUCUCUCGUUUCCAUCCAUGUUUAUCCUCUUCUUUUCCUUCCACUACUCAAAAAUCCAGCAGCACUGAGCAGAGGAGAUGUGAUUUCUCCUCUUUUACUCGGUUGUUGUGAUUUGAGCUCAGCUUAUCAUCAUAAUUUGUGUACUUGAGCAGCACUCUUGAGAUUUCUCUCGGAGAAGAAGAAGAAGAUGCGGCAUGCACUUAAUGAGCGCUUCCAUUGUUCCCUCUUCCACCCGAUUUCUCAUUCCUGCCUCUCUUCCUCAUUUCCCUACAUCCCCCUGCCACCGCCAUUCCCUCACUCCUUCCCGUCAUUUUCCUCGCUGCGCCAAUAAGCCCCGACCUUGGUGGCAGAGGCUUUUCUCCGAUGACACCGCCACUGACCAUGAUUGGUUUGAUUGGGGCGCAGACUAUGUGCAAGAGCCAGCUGCUGCACUGGAUGAUCCGGACGAGGACGAGGAUGCCAAAUUCCAGGCCUGGAAAACCAGGGCAGAGGCCAUCUCCGAGCUGAGAGAGGCCCAGGAAGAUGCAAGAAACUCUCAGGGGCGUGAGUGGGAGGACUGGCUUGAAGCCGACUCGUCUGCCUCAUCUCCUUCCGAGCAAGAUUGUGACUGGGGUGACACAAUGGAAUCAUCCACCCAGAUGACUGGUGAUGAUCCAGACGAUGCUCGCCGUGGUGAUUCUCUCGUUGGUGUGAUCAAGGGCUUGAUUCUUGGAUCCGAUGACGACGAGCUCUUGUUUGAGGACCGGGUUUUCCAAUUCGCUUCCAGAAGCUCGGCCAAGUUCAUCGCUCUGUUAGUCCUCGUCCCAUGGGCUUUAGACUUUCUGGUUCACGAUUACAUGAUGAUGCCAUUUUUAGACAGGUAUGUCAAGAAAGUACCACUUGCUGCCGAGUUGCUAGAUGUUAGAAGACAUCAGAAGCUUGAGAUGAUUAAGGCUUUAAAAGUUGAAAAGGCAAGAUUCCGCUUGGAAGUGGAGAUUGGUAAAUCACCUCCACUUUCUGACGAAGAAAUUUGGUUGGAAUUGCGGCACAAAGCCAUUGAAUUAAGGGAUGAGCAGAGGUUAGAGAAUCGAAGAGCAUUUGCAAAUAUUUGGUCAGAUACGGUGUAUGGAAUUGCAUUGUUUGCACUUAUAUACUUCAAUAAGAGUAAAGUUGCUUUGCUGAAGUUUACUGGAUACAAGGUGUUAAAUAAUGUAUCUGACACUGGGAAAGCCUUUCUCAUAAUUCUUAUCACAGACAUAUUUUUGGGAUAUCAUUCUGAAUCUGGUUGGCAAGUUUUAACAGAAAUAAUUCUUGAACGUUAUGGAGUUGAAGUUGAUCAAGCUGCAAUUACCAUUUUUAUUUGCACUGUUCCGGUUGUCAUCGACGCUUGUGUGAAGCUUUGGCUAUUUAAAUUUCUCCCCAAGCUAUCACCUAAUGUGACAAAUAUCUUCCGGGAAAUGAAGCGGCAUUAGGGAUGUUAAAUUUAUAAGUGUUCUGAGAGAUCUUGAAUCAACUGGCUAUGGUUCAUGGGACUUUUUUCUUGCCAGCAGUGAACUAAACUCAUGCUCGUGCCUUGUAACAAUCUUAUCUUUGUAUUUGCUGCUGCUGCUGCUGUUUUUUUUUCCGUCCCACUUCUGUUCAUGGCAAAUGACUAUAAGCUUUCAUUUGAUAUGGAAGCUAACUCAGUCUUGAUCAAGUUCGGAAACCAAAAAAAGAUGUAAAAUGGAUGGAUAUAAAAUUUUUUGCUCUCGAAUUGCCGCCCCCGUCUGAUCUGUUAUUGCAAAGAAUGUCUGCAAGACUGAGACGAUGUUGUGGAAUUUGCUGGGUAUGCAUCUAGGUGUAUGCUCACGCUCACUGAGUAUGGUCAUAAUAAUUUUUUGGUGCAUCUGAUAGUAACAAGGGCUUGGCAAUCUCUCUGUGUGUGUGUGUGUGUGUGUGUGGAGAAACUGUUAAAUGUGAAAUUAAGUCUGAUGAAAGCUCUGGCAUUGUUACCAGAAAUGUAAGAGCUGGAUGAUAGUGCUAUUUAUCUCCCACUAUUUAUCUCCCACGUGGAAAGUUGAGGAUUUGGAUUUUGUCACAACACGAUUGAAAAUUUGCAUGCAUGAUUGAGAA
Dioscorea cayenensis subsp. rotundata (Guinea yam) is the source of this 2122-nucleotide messenger RNA. RefSeq names its product chloroplast envelope membrane protein. The record is from RefSeq and is a predicted model, not a curated record. The transcript is spliced from 7 exons. NCBI's taxonomy places the organism in Eukaryota, Viridiplantae, Streptophyta, Magnoliopsida, Dioscoreales, Dioscoreaceae. Bases 226 to 1482 code for a protein of 418 amino acids. Gene Ontology annotation, cellular component: membrane.